This is a messenger RNA of Sorex fumeus (smoky shrew), 1531 nucleotides long. RefSeq names its product NIM1 serine/threonine protein kinase (gene NIM1K). Bases 106 to 1416 code for a protein of 436 amino acids. The record is from RefSeq and is a predicted model, not a curated record. The transcript has 3 exons. Gene Ontology annotation, cellular component: cytoplasm. Gene Ontology annotation, biological process: microtubule cytoskeleton organization; protein phosphorylation; intracellular signal transduction. Gene Ontology annotation, molecular function: protein serine/threonine kinase activity; ATP binding; tau-protein kinase activity. NCBI's taxonomy places the organism in Eukaryota, Metazoa, Chordata, Mammalia, Eulipotyphla, Soricidae.
CGCCCCACUGCCACCUGGCAACUCCCAGCCUCUUCCACCGCUCCCCACCUGCCUGGGAUCCAAGUCUCUUCCCGAGCUCGAUAUGUGAGCCAGUGACUCUGGAGAAUGACCGCGGUGUAUGGGAAUGGAGGCGGCCUGGUGACCCCUCACUGUGCCCGCUGGGACCGGCGGGACAGCGUGGAAAGCAGCUACCUGGCCGAGGGCAGCCCAGAGGACGAGGCGGGUCAUUCGCGGCAGCUGACGCCCUUCGAGAAGCUGACCCAGGACCUGUCUCAGGAUGAGAAGGUGGGGAGAGAGAUCACCCUGGGAAAGCGGAUCGGCUUCUACCGCAUCCGAGGGGAAAUUGGCAGCGGGAACUUCUCCCAGGUCAAGUUGGGGAUCCACUCCCUAACCAAAGAAAAGGUGGCUGUGAAGAUCUUGGACAAGACCAAGUUAGACCAGAAGACCCAAAGGCUGCUGUCCCGCGAGAUCUCCAGCAUGGAGAAGCUGCACCACCCCAACAUCAUCCGCCUCUACGAGGUGGUAGAGACCCUGUCGAAGCUCUACCUGGUGAUGGAGUACGCAGGCGGAGGGGAACUCUUCGGGAAGAUCAGCACUGAGGGGAAGCUCUCGGAGCCUGAGAGCAAGGUGGUCUUCUCCCAAAUCGUGUCUGCCGUGAAGCACAUGCAUGAAAACCAGAUUAUCCACAGAGAUCUGAAAGCAGAAAACGUAUUCUACGCCAGCAGUACCUGCGUGAAGGUGGGCGACUUCGGAUUCAGCACCGUGAGCAGGAAAGGUGAGAUGCUCAACACCUUCUGCGGCUCCCCGCCCUACGCGGCACCCGAGCUCUUCCGAGACGAGCACUACGUGGGCGUCUACGUGGACAUCUGGGCGCUGGGUGUGCUCCUGUACUUCAUUGUCACGGGCACCAUGCCGUUCCGGGCAGAGAACAUGGCCAAGCUGAAGAAGAGCAUCCUAGAGGGCGCCUACAGUGUGCCCCCGCACGUGUCCGAGCCCUGCCUCCGCCUCCUCCGGGGUGUCCUCCAGCCCAGCCCCAGUGAGAGGUUUGGGAUCGAUGCGAUCAUGAAACACGAGUGGAUGCAAGGGGUGCCUUACCCUACCCCGUUAGAGCCCUUCCAGCUGGACCCCAGACACUUAUCAGAAACCAGUGUCCUCAAAGAGGAGGAAAACGAGGUCAAAAGCACUUUAGAACACCUGGGCAUCACAGAAGAGCAUAUUCGGAACAACCAAGGGAGAGAUGCCCGCAGCUCCAUCACAGGCGUCUACCGCAUAGUCUUACACAGGGUCCAGAGGAGAAAGGCUUUGGAGAGUGCCCCCGUCAUGGUACUUCCGGACCCCAAGGAAAGAGACUUAAAGAAGGGGUUCCGUAUCUACAGAGGCAUAAGACACACAUCCAAAUUUUGUUCGAUUUUAUAAAUUGCACUAGACUGGUGGUGAUUUAACCAAAAUUGUUGCUGCUUUUAAACUUUUUCAUGAACAACUUGGGUGAAAACAUUUUUUGUAAUUUUUAAAUAAAUUUAAAUUUAAGAGA